AAAUCUAUGUUUUUCCUUUUUUUUUUUUAAUUGCCACUGUAAUGUCCAAUGCACAUUUUAUGAGCGCAAAGAGCUCGUUUUUGUCUAUGGGUCCCGUCCUUUUCCCUCAGUUCAGCACAUCUUCAUUCUCUCCUCAUUUCCCAACUAUAAAUCACACUUCCUCCCCUUCUUCCCUUCUCUCUCCUCAACGCUUUCUGCAUUCUUCCAAGAAACUCUCUAUAAAUCAGCAAAUCGCGACUUCAGGCUUUCUUCAAACUGGAAGGAAAUGUCGUCCAUCUUUUCUCUCGUGACGGGAAGGAGAGGUCCGAGCGGUUACGGCUCUGCAUCCACCGCAGAGGAGGUCACCGACGGAGUCGAUGCGUCCAACCUCACCGCCAUCAUCACCGGAGGAGCUAGCGGAAUCGGCUCAGAGACGGCCAGAGUGUUAGCUCUCCGGCGAGCCCACGUCGUCAUUGCUGCUCGGAAAAUAGACGCUGCCGAAGAUACCAAGAAGAACAUCCUUAAGAGCAAUCCAGCUGCUCGUGUGGACGCCAUGAAACUUGAUUUGAGCUCUCUGAAGUCUGUAAGAGAAUUUGCAGAUAAUUUCUUGGCAGCAAACCUUCCAUUAAAUAUUUUGAUAAAUAAUGCCGGCGUCAUGUUCUGUCCUUUUCAACUCUCGGCAGAUGGUUUGGAGUUGCAAUUUGCGACUAACCAUCUUGGUCAUUUCUACUUGACCAACCUUCUUCUUGAGAAAAUGAAGAGAACGGCAGAGGACAGUGGGAUUGAAGGAAGAAUUGUGAAUUUGUCAUCCAUUGCGCACCUUCAUACUUAUGAAGGCGGAAUACUGUUUGAUCAUAUCAACGACAAAGAGAGAUAUGAUGAUAAGAAGGCCUAUGGACAAUCGAAACUAGCAAACAUAUUGCAUGCAAAUGAGUUAUCCAGACGAUUGAAGGAGGAAGGCGCUAAUAUAACUGUUAACUCUGUUCAUCCUGGAUUGAUCAUGACCACUCAUUCCUUCCUCAUGAUGAAGGUUUUACAACUAUUCACCUAUAUGAUGUGGAAGAAUGUACCGCAGGGGGCAGCAACCACGUGCUACGUUUCUCUGCAUCCGAGCAUUAAAAGUGUGACAGGGAAGUACUUUGAGGACUGCAAUGAGGCGAAGCCUGGCAUCUUGGCGAAUGAUGUAAGGCUUGCGAAAAGAUUGUGGGACUUCAGUGAGAAUUUGGUGAAAUCUGCUGAGUGAUAUAUUUAACUAAUUUGGCUUAGGCCAGAGCUCAGCCUUCCAUAUUCUUUGCUUUGUGCAGAAAAAUGCUCUGCAGACUCAUGUGGGUUAAAAUUAUUAGUCAUUUAUAGACAUAAUAAUUUUCAUACAUGUUUAAUCCUUUGUUAUUAUUAAUAUUACGACCUUUUUAGAUUG
Messenger RNA from Phalaenopsis equestris, 1396 nucleotides. Its product is annotated as short-chain dehydrogenase TIC 32, chloroplastic-like. Lineage: Eukaryota; Viridiplantae; Streptophyta; Magnoliopsida; Asparagales; Orchidaceae. The record is from RefSeq and is a predicted model, not a curated record.